AUGGAAAAACUUGGAUUCCACAGAGUAUCAAAUAACCCGGGCCCGGGUAAUCCGGCCAUCCACCAUAACCAGGCACCCCCACAGCACCCAAAAGUGACGCCGUUUAAGAAACAAUUGAAGGUCGACAACGCGCCAGGUAACAAGGUUGCGUUGGCCAACUUGAUCGCUGUCAACCCAGAUGACUUCCCUGAGGCUCAGGAUAAUCAGCCUGUUUUAUUGGAGAAAACAUUCGUCUACAGCAUCCAGAAGAACCCACAGCAGGCAAGAGGUACUGUUGGAUUGGCUGGCCAUGUUAGAAAGUGGUGUAGAACGUCGUUGAACCAGCCAGUGACGCUUGAGCUGUUCAAUAUCUUUGAGAAGGCCAGCGAUAACACUCACUACUUGGGCGAGGUUGAUUUUGUUAUUGACUUUCUUUCUGCUGGAAAGGCUAGAGAGGUUCACCUUAGUGAGGAGAAGCUCGUGGAAGUGUUCAAGCACACUUUCGAAAACCAGAUCUUGCAGCCUUCCCAGCCGAUUGUGAUGGAAUUUGAAGGCUACAUCUUCCUUGUGAUUGUACACGGCGCUCAGGUUCUCAACUUGGCUCAGUUGGGCACUACCGAACGUUCCAUGUCUGAAGAUAUCACCACGAAAGGUAUUUUGAUGGGCAGCACCAACAUCAACUUCUUUGGUGCUGAAAACACAAAGAUCCAGUUGAUCAAGAAGAAGGGUGCCAAGACCUCUAUGGCCAACAAGCCUCGUGCUAACCCUAUCAUCAACCCAGACUUCAAGUUGGAGAACAUGGGUAUUGGUGGUUUGGAUACCGAGUUCCAGCAGAUCUUCCGUAGAGCUUUCGCUUCGCGUAUUAUCUCUCCUGAUCUCGUGGAGAACUUGGGUUUGCGCCAUGUCAAGGGUCUUUUGCUUUAUGGACCUCCCGGUACUGGUAAGACGUUGAUUGCACGUCAAAUCGGUAAAAUGUUGAAUGUUAGAGAGCCCAAGAUUGUCAAUGGUCCAGAAAUGCUUUCCAAGUAUGUUGGUUCUUCUGAAGAAAACAUUAGAAACUUGUUCAAGGAUGCUGAACAGGAGUACAAGGCCAAGGGCGAGAACUCCCAGUUACAUAUCAUCAUCUUUGAUGAAUUGGACUCUGUGUUCAAGCAAAGAGGUGGUGGCCGCAGUGAUGGUACAGGUGUUGGUGACAACGUCGUUAACCAGUUGUUGGCAAAGAUGGACGGUGUGGACCAAUUGAACAACAUCUUGAUCAUUGGUAUGACUAACCGUUUGGACUUGAUCGAUAACGCUCUUUUGCGUCCAGGUCGUUUCGAGAUCCAGAUUGAAAUCUCUUUGCCUGAUGAAAAGGGCCGUAAGGAGAUUUUGUUGAUCCACACCAAGAAGAUGAAGGACAAUGACUUGUUGGCUGACGAUGUCGACUUUGACGAGGUGGCUAACUUGACCAAGAACUUCACUGGUGCAGAAUUGGAAGGUUUGGUGAACUCGGCCUCCUCUUUUGCAAUUAACCAGUACACAAAGAGCGAAAACAUUGCUAAGGUUGACCAGAAUAUCGCCAAGAUGAAGUUGACCCGUAAUGAGUUCCUUCUCGCACUUAACGAAGUUAAGCCAGCUUUCGGUGUUAACGAAGAGGACUUGAACUUGAACUUCCCAUACGGUGUUAUUGAGUACAACAAGCGUGUCCAUUCCAUCUUCGACAGAUUGACUUCCUACAUUGAAGAAGUCAAGAACUCAGAAACCGAAAGACUUAUCAGUGUUUUGUUACACGGUGAGCCAGGUGUGGGUAAGACCGCCAUUGCCUCGAUGAUGGCACUCAAAUCCGAUUUCCCUUACAUCAAAAUGCUCAGUGCAGAAAACUUGGUGGGUAUGUCUGAGGCCAUGAAGAUCGCUACCAUUGACAAUACUUUUAGAGACGUUUACAAGUCGCCACUUAACGUGUUGGUGAUUGACAAGAUCGAAACCUUGAUCAACUACGUGCCUAUCGGCCCUCGUUUCUCCAACGAUAUCUUGCAGAUGUUGAUCGUUAACUUGAACAAGAAGCCUCCAGGAGGCAGAAGAUUGCUCAUUAUCGGUACCACCUCGCAGUACUCCGUCUUGAAGCAUAUGAGCUUGGUGGAGAACUUCACAAAGACCAUCGAGAUGAAGAAGAUCACCGAAAUCACCGAGGUCAGAGCUGUAUUUGACGAAAUGAACUUUAUGGAGCCCAACGAGCGCGAGCAGGUGCUUGAACAGUUGAGCCGCUACGGCGAUGGCCGUGUGGAAAUCGGUAUUAAGAAGUUGAUCCAGGUGAUGAACAAUUGCAAGUACCUCAAUGCCGACGUUAACCUGGCUGUUGAAAACAUUCUCGAAGCUCAGGUUCAGUAA
Messenger RNA from Candidozyma haemuli, 2346 nucleotides. RefSeq names its product AAA family ATPase (gene SEC18). The transcript has a single exon. The record is from RefSeq and is a predicted model, not a curated record. Gene Ontology annotation, cellular component: Golgi stack. The coding region runs from base 1 to 2346 and encodes 781 amino acids. Gene Ontology annotation, molecular function: ATP hydrolysis activity; ATP binding. Gene Ontology annotation, biological process: intra-Golgi vesicle-mediated transport; Golgi to plasma membrane protein transport; SNARE complex disassembly. NCBI's taxonomy places the organism in Eukaryota, Fungi, Ascomycota, Pichiomycetes, Serinales, Metschnikowiaceae.